Tribolium castaneum (red flour beetle) is the source of this 1370-nucleotide messenger RNA. Its product is annotated as CAAX prenyl protease 1 homolog. Lineage: Eukaryota; Metazoa; Arthropoda; Insecta; Coleoptera; Tenebrionidae. Bases 69 to 1328 code for a protein of 419 amino acids. The transcript has 2 exons. Gene Ontology annotation, cellular component: endoplasmic reticulum membrane. Gene Ontology annotation, molecular function: metalloendopeptidase activity. Gene Ontology annotation, biological process: CAAX-box protein processing. The record is from RefSeq and is a predicted model, not a curated record.
CGUUGAGAAGGUAAACAAGGGAUGAUUGAGCAAAAUGUCAAACAAAUUUCCGUGUCAUUUGUGUCAAAAUGUUUGCACUCAGCUCGAAAAAUGUCUUGAUUGUGUUUUUGUGGAUCGACUACUUGUGGGUGCAGUAUUUGCGAGCGAGACAACACAAGAAAACUAAAGUCACAACGAGAGUUCCAGACGAGUUAGCACUCUCGCAACAAUCAUUUGAUAAAUCCAGGAAACAAACCCUUCAACGCAAUCGACUCGCUUUCGUCAAAGACUUGGUCUCAAUUAUCACAACCACCGCAAUCAUCCAGUAUAAAAUUUUACCAACAAUAUGGGAGGAAACCGACCCAUUGGGCGAACUAGACGAAAUCACUAGGAGUUGCAUGUGGUAUUUUUUCUACACCACUUUCCUGGCAUUCAUCAAUUUGCCGUUCACAAUCUACGACAGCAUAAUUCUCGAAACGAGCAAAAGCCCGGAAUUUGUGAUUUGGAACCAGCUCAAGAAUUUUGUAGUUGGACAGAUUUUUGCGGUCAUGCUUUGCUCACUUCUUAUCACACUGAUUAGGAACGGCGACCAGGUUUUUAUCACUUUUUGGCUACUCUUCUGCCUAGUUGUGUUUGUAGUGGGGAUAAGUUACCCCCAAAUGGCCCCCUCAAAGUACCGCCAGUUGUCCCCCCUUAAACCAGGCAACUUGCGGAACGAAAUCACAAACCUAGCCUUGACCUUGAGCUUUCCGCUGAAAGAAAUCUACAUCGAGGAGAGAUUCAGCAAAAAAUCGUGCUCAAACAUCUAUUUUUACGGCCCAUCUGACCAAAAAUCCAUCGUUAUUUUGAACACUCUCAUCCUGAAGGAACACGGAAUUGGGUGCACGAAUAACCAAAUCCUGGCUUUAAUUUCGUUCGAAUUUUCCCGUUGGCACUUCAACGAAACGUUCAAAUAUGUCAUAGUCCUCGAAACUAACCUUUUGUUGUCCUUUGCUGCUUUCCUCUUCUUGUUCAAGCACCCUCAAGUUUAUGAAAUUUUCGGUUUUGAGGAUUUUCACCCAGUUCUUGUGGGUGUUUACGUGGUUUUGAAGUACGUGAUGGUGCCUUACGCUUCGUUGCUCAGUUUUGGGUUUAUGUGGGUUUCGAGAGGGUUUGUGAUGCAAAAUGAUGAAUUUGUGGCACAGUUGGGGAAAGGAAAGGCUCUAAUUGAAGCUUUGGUUAGAUUGGAGGAAAAUAACGUCAAGUUUCCGGUCUGUGACCGGUUGUAUUCCAUGUGGCAUUACGACAAGCCAUGUCUGAUGGAGAGGGUUGAAGCGAUUAAGAAGGUGGAGGAGGAGAAAUUUGAGUAGCGUUGAGAAUUUUGAAGUAAAUAAAAAAAUUGUGAAAUUUUA